AGUCGCACAAAUAACGAGCAAUAUUGAGCGAACAUUGUGAUCGUGUUUCCUGAGUUUUAUGAUUGUUCUUUAUUAUUUACAAUUAUUUACAAGUUUAAAAAACUCGGAAACGCGAUUCAGAAAAUUCAGAAACAUUUACAGAAAUUUAUAUCUCAUUUUUCCGCCAUUUCCAGUGUUUUUCAAUAUUUGAUAUCAAAGUAAUGAAGUAACGUGAAAUUAGACGCCGGUAAAUUUUAGGUUAAAUGCGAGAGUGCGAAUAUUAUUUGAAAAAUCAUGAAUCUUUUACCUAAAACUCACGAGGAAUUUAGUCAACCAGAAUAUUGGAAUACAUUUUUCAAAAAACGUGGCAAGAAAAGCUUCGAGUGGUAUGGAGAAUAUUCUGAAUUAUGUGAUAUUUUGAUUAAAUAUAUCAAGAUAAAAGAUGAUAUAUUAGUCGUUGGGUGUGGUAAUUCCACUCUCAGUAUGUCGCUUUACGAUGUAGGGUAUCGAAAUAUUACUAAUAUAGACGUGUCAGAGGUUGUCAUUAAACAAAUGCAAAACAUUAAUAAAAAUGAUAAGCCAGAUUUAAUAUACGAACAAAUGGAUGCUACGCAAAUGACAUAUCCAAAUGAAAGAUUUAGCGUUAUACUGGAUAAAGGUACCUUAGAUGCUUUAUUGCCAAAUGUAAAGCAAGAUACAAUAUCUAUGAUCGAUAAGUAUUUUAAGGAAAUUACACGUGUUUUACGUAAUGGUGGAAGAUACAUUUGUAUUAGUUUGCUUCAAGAACAUAUUCUAAGGAAAAUUUUGUCAUAUUUCACGGCAAAUAAUUUCAUGAUACGCGUCGCACAAUGUCAUAAAGCCGAAGCAAAAGCUAAACAAGAGGAAGGGAGUUCUAUCCCAGUGUUUGUUGUUGUAGCAACCAAAUUUAUAAAAUUAACAGAAUCGAUUCUUGAAAUCGCAUUAACCGAUGGAAAACCUGAGAGAGUGACCUCCGUAGACACUUUAAUAUCUGCGAUAUUAUCGAUUCAACAAUCAGCCUUAAUAUGUAAUUGCCUUGAUAAAAGAAGCAUAUCAGAUGUAGGAGAAAUAUGUUUAGAUUUACAUAGAGUGGGUGACAAACAUCCUCGAUAUACAGUUUACGUACUUGACCAACCUCGUGCUAGAGGAGCAAAAUCAUAUGCUGCGUUUAUAGUACCGCAAGGAAAGGAAACAGAUUGGUUGUUUAGUACCAAAGAAGGAAGGCAGCAGGUACUACAAAGUACACAGCGUGAUAGACUUGCUAUUGUCACUCUUCGACGAGAACAUAAAUUUGAAAGUUGGGAUGCUGUAAAAACUGAACUUGGAAAUUGUGUACGCAACUUAGCUCCAUCAGGUUUACCCGAUAAGAGUGACAUACCUUAUUUGUCUUUAGAAACAGAUAUAGGUGCUCGCACGAUUUGUUUCGAAGGUGAAAGUAAAAUUAGUGGUUCUUUCGUCGUUGAAGAAACUGAAGAGGAUGGACACACACUGCGCAGACUAAUCUUUCUAAAUAAUCCAUAUGUGAUACAGAGCGAAGCUCGUUUGAAAGAAGUAAAGUCCAGACGAGGUAAAAAAAAGAAAGUGAUCGAUAAUGGAUUUUUGGCUUGCAAACACCACGUAUAUAUGAGCAUAGGUGUUUCUACGAUAUUAGAUUCUACAAAUUCCAAUGAAAUCAUGAUCAUAGGUCUUGGCGGUGGAGGCUUGUGUACAUUUCUAUAUCAUUGUUUUUCAAAUUUAAAAAUCACAGCCGUUGAGAUCGACGAGGCUAUUCUUAAAGUGGCAGUUGAAUAUUUUGGCCUUAUUUUAGACGAUAGAAUGCAAGUACAAAUCGCAGAUGGUAUAGAAUUUAUAAAAAAUGCUGCUUCCGAUGGUAAGAAGUAUUCGGCUAUCCUUUUCGAUGUUGAUAGUAAGGACACCACCGUUGGAAUGAGCUGUCCACCUAAACAAUUUCUCGAAAUAGAUUUGUUAAAAAUGAUAGCCUCCUGUUUGACAGAGAAUGGUCUAUUUAUUUUGAAUUUAGUUAGUAGAGACAGUACUCUUAAACAAAAAGCUAAAGACGAUUUAAAAUCGAUAUUUGUAUCUGUGGUAUCUUAUACUCUUCAAGAUUAUGUAAACGACGUGAUCAUGUGUUCCAUAAAUACUCAGGAAUCAAAGGAAUGGAGAAAUAAAAUAAAAAAGGCUGUUGUGGAUUUGAACGAGCAGGCGAUUAAAAAAAAAGUGUUCGUUUCAUCGGAUGCUUUUGAUGUAUCAUCCCUCGUUAAAAAUUUGUCGAUAGAAUCUUAACACAUAAGAGUUUGAUCAUUUAAAUGGUAACUGAAUUGUCUCCCGUUGUACAUUAGUUUAAAAAAUGUACAAGACUUUUUGUAAAUAACUUAUAUAUAAUACAUAUUAUGUAUAUUACGUAUUUAUAUAUAAAUGAUUGUAAUAAUAAUUAUUAUAUUAGCAUUGGCAAAAUUCUUA
Vespula pensylvanica (western yellowjacket) is the source of this 2457-nucleotide messenger RNA. Its product is annotated as eEF1A lysine and N-terminal methyltransferase homolog. The transcript is spliced from 8 exons. The coding region runs from base 274 to 2280 and encodes 668 amino acids. Lineage: Eukaryota; Metazoa; Arthropoda; Insecta; Hymenoptera; Vespidae. The record is from RefSeq and is a predicted model, not a curated record.